Messenger RNA from Gastrolobium bilobum, 492 nucleotides. RefSeq lists its product as uncharacterized. Lineage: Eukaryota; Viridiplantae; Streptophyta; Magnoliopsida; Fabales; Fabaceae. The transcript has 2 exons. The coding region runs from base 1 to 492 and encodes 163 amino acids. The record is from RefSeq and is a predicted model, not a curated record.
AUGGAUUAUUCUCGUUUUGAGAAACUCCCUUAUCCUAUAAAGCUCAAGCAACAGGCACAGAAGCAACAAUAUGCCAGGUUUUUAGAUAUGUUUAAAAAGUUGCAUAUUAAUAUUCUCUUUGCCGAAGCUUUAGCUAAUAUGCCUAACUAUGCUAAAUUCUUGAAAGAUUUGUUGUCUAGAAAGCAUAGGUUGCAGGAAUGUGAGACAGUAGCACUUACUGAAGAGUGUAGUGCUAUUAUACAGAAGAAGUUCCCACCAAAGCUUCGAGAUCCUGGGAGUUUCAACAUUCCAAUUGCGCUAGGCAACACUAAUCCAAACAUGGUCUCUCUACAGCUUGCUGACCGUUCCUUGAGGAAACCUCAUGGAGUCAUAGAGGAUGUCCUUGUUAAAGCUGACAAGUUCAUCUUCCCUGCUGAUUUCAUUGUGUUGGACAUGGAGGAGGAGAGUGAAAUACCCCUUAUAUUGGGUAGACCGUUCUUGGCCACAGCUUGA